AUGCGCGUCAUCUUCCUGGACAUUGACGGUGUUCUAGUCACCCGUCGUCCAUGUAUCAUGGAAGAGAAGCUUCUGCAAAACCUCGCUCGCGUGGUGCGAGAGAGCGGUGCCAAGAUUGUCCUCUCCAGUGACUGGCGUCGCCAUCCCGAGGCUCGGGCAGAAGCCCAGCAGGUGUUGGCUUCCGUGGGGCUCGAGAUCAUCGGUUGCACUCCUUGCAAAAGCCCCUACCUCGCGCAGCGGCCGACGGAAAUUCUGGAAUGGAAGAGAGAGUUCAUGAGGACCCAUCCUGGCGAGAAGUGGGAGAACUGGGUGGCCAUCGACGACAGGGAACUGUUGACGGAGCAGAACGGGCGCUUCUUGCGCGGUCACUUUGUCCAGACCCACCCUUUGCGGGGGCUCACGGUCGAAGCUGCUGAUGCAUGCAUCGCACUCCUUCGUCAAGAGGUCACCAAGGCUGAUGCAGGCCCCGCUAGUGUUUGCCAUUGA
This is a messenger RNA of Symbiodinium sp. CCMP2592, 486 nucleotides long. The record is from the annotation of a GenBank genome assembly. NCBI's taxonomy places the organism in Eukaryota, Dinophyceae, Suessiales, Symbiodiniaceae.